CAACCCGACUUCUCUCUCUCUCUCUCUUUCUCUUUCUCGUUUCUGUUUCCCUCUCCCUUCAAAAACCUUUCAAAGAAGAUUUCAUCUACAGGAGUCUACCACCCUGGGAAGCACAGCGAGUGUCCGUCGAAACCAGGGUUUUUCCAUGUCUGGCUCAACGAAUGAGGCUUCCUCUGAAGGUCUCGACUUGAACUCGGAAGCCGUUCCUCUAGUAGAAGAGGUUGUUUCUGUGGUUAGGGUUACAGAAUCAACUACGGUUGCCCUUAGUUUGUCUGUAGCUGAAACCCUAGCGGAGCAGGGUUCUAAUCUUGAAGGAGAAACCGCCGAGGCUGGGUUAUCUGUUGAAGGGCAGAAUCUGCUGGAAACAUUUGCAGAGGGUGCUGAUGUUCGUGAGGGUGGUAUGGGUACCCAUGCAAUUAGUUCAAUGGAAGAACGAGUAGUAGUAGAAGAAGCUGCUGAUGUUGGUUUGAUCAAGGAGGAUUCGGAGAGAGAGACCAAGGAAUUUGUAGAUGCUGUUGCUGAUAUCGUAGUAAGAGGUGAACCUGAAUUGGCGUUAACGCUGAAAGUCUCUGCUUCUGACGCUCAAGAAUUGAGAGACAGGGGUGAAGUUACAGAAGCGGAGAGUUCUGUGACGAUCACUGAGUUGACUGUUGAGGGAACUCACGUUGUGUCCGGAGAGAAAACUGUUGAAUUGGAAAAUUCUGAGGUUUCAAAUACCAAAGGCGAUGUUCUGGAGCCGAAGUAUUUGGAUGAGAAUCUAUCUUUUUCGGAGAAAAAUGAAGGAUUGGAGGUUGAGGGGGUAAAGAAAAGCAACGAAGCUAAUGGUGUUAGAGAUUCGGAUGCUUCUGUAGGUCUUGGUUCUCUUUCAAAUGGUGAACAUGGUACCACUUUAAGCGCAGCUGAUACUGACGUAAGUCCUCCUGAAGAUGGGAAACAGGAGCUAAUUUCUCAAGUAGUUGAAGCACUUUCUGACCAGGUAAUCACCGAGGAUAUUGAUGAACCAGAACCUUCAGUUUCUUGUGCUUUGCCAUCUGCAGUGGUGCAGGUUAAUUAUACUCAAGUUAUUGGAUCAUUAGGUCCUCAGCCGGACCAGAGUGAGGUUGCAGAUGUUCAAGUUGCAGCUGUUUGCAGUUCUAAUCAUGAGGAACACAGGAUGGGCGCGCCUUCUCCUCAGCUGGACUCUUCUCCUUUGGCAGAGAACCAAUCGAUGGAGGUUGAAGAUGAAACAACUGCAGAAGGUGGGUGUCGCAAGCUGGAUGAGAGUCAAUUUGAAUCUCAAUCUCAGCCAGUUCCCAUUAAUUUUGAUGUGGGUAGUUUAGUUGAAAAUUCGGAUAAUCAUACUGGCACAAAUGUAAAUAAUAAGAUUGUAGAGGAGGUUUUGAACCAAUCGAUGGAGGUCGAAGUUGAAACAGCUGCAGCAGGUGGGUGUUGCAAGCUGGAUGUGAGCCAAUUUGAAUCUCAAUCUCAUCCAAUUUCCAUUGACUCUGAUGUGGGUAGUUUAGUUGAAAAUUCAGAUAAUCAUCCUGGCACGAAUGUGAAUGAGAACACCAUAGAGGAGGUUUUGAAUGAAGAUGUACGAACCAAGGUUGAAGAGAGUGGGGCCCAUGGUACUGAGUCUGCCACAGAUGUGAAUAAGAACACUGUAGAGGAGGUUCUGAAUGAAGAUGAACGAACCAAGGGUGAAGAGAGUGGGGCCCAUGCUACGCAUCCUGGCGCAGAUGGAAAACAGAGGAUUUUCGGUGAGGUUUUCAAGGAAGAUGGAGGGACUGAUGUUGAAGAAAUGGGAGACAAUGUUACUAAUCCAGAGACAGAUGGAAUCCAGAAUACCAUUAGUGAGGUUUUCAAGGAGGAAGGAAGUGGGUUUAAAGAGAUGCUGGACGGUAAGAGAAAAAUUGCCAGUGAUGUUUCCAAAGAAGAUGAAGGAACUGGGCUUAAAGAGAUGUCAGAUGAUGUCACACAUCUGGGCAGAGAUGGAAACCAGAAGACAGCUGAUAAGGUUGUCGGAAAAGAUGAAAGAACUGAGAUUAGUGAGGUGGGGGAUGGUGUUACGUGUCUGGGCACAGAUGGAAACCAGAAGCCUGUUAAUGAUGUUUUCCAGAAUGAUGAUGGAAUCGAUAUGAAGGAUGAGAACCAGAUGUUCCUUCAUGAUUCUCCGAAGGAAGAUGAAGGAAGUGAGACUAAAGAGGUGGGAGAUGAUGUCACUUGUCUAGGCAGUGAUGGACACCAGAAGAAAGUAGAAGAGGUUCCGAUGGAAGAUGGAGCCGAGGUUACAGAGAGAGAAGAUGAUGUUAAAUUUUUUGCAUCAGACUGCUUGGAUGAGAACGUCACAAAAAAUAUUGGUGGGGUUGAUUCACGUGUAAAUCAGAAGAUAGAAACUUCAGAAGAGCUUGCAACUACUUUGAGCUCUGGAACUGCAUCUGGAAAUGAUAACCAGGUUUUUUAUGGCCUGGAAGCAGAAAAAGAAGGUGUGUUUUCAGUUUCUGAUUUAGUCUGGGGUAAGGUGAAGAGUCAUCCCUGGUGGCCUGGACAGAUAUUUGAUACAUUAGAUGCAUCAGAGCAGGCGAUGAAAUAUCGAAAGAAGGACAGCUUUUUGGUUGCUUAUUUUGGCGAUCGAACAUUUGCUUGGAAUGAAGCAUCACUGCUAAAGCCCUUUAGAACUCAUUUUUCACAGAUGGAGAAGCAGAGCAAUUUGGAGUCAUUUCGUAAAGCAGUUAAUUGUGCAUUGGAUGAAAUUGCUAGACGAGUAGAGCUGGGGCUAGUCUGCUCUUGCACUUCAGAAGAAGUCAAUGCAAAGAUUGGAUCACAAAUGAUUGAGAACACUGGAAUCCGGGAAGAAUCAAGCAGGAGAGAAGGCACAGACAAAGCCCUUAGUUUGAGUUCUUUCAAACCAGAGAUGCUUGUUGAAUAUAUCAGAUCAUUAGCACUGUCUCCAUUGGGUGGAGUUGAUAGGCUGGAACUUGUCAUAGCUCAGGCUCAACUACUGGCCUUGUGUCGGUCAAGGGGAUACCCUUGUUUGCCUAAAUUCCAGUUGUGUGGUGGUUUGGUGGAGAAUGAAACCGACAGUUCAAUCUUGUUAGAAAGAAAGCAUUCAAAAGAAACCGAUCAUGAUGCGGUAGCUAUAUCUGAGAAUGAAGAUCAGGUACUCUCUGGGAAAGGUAAAGUGAAGAAUCAAGAUGGCUCUUCUCGUAAGCGUAAACAGACCUCAGCGAAUGGUGCACAUCAUAGGAAAAAAGAAAGAAGUUUAUCAGAGUUGAUGGCUGCCAAGAAGAUUUUCUCAACUGAUGAUGGAAAUGAGUCUGUUGAAGGGGCUUCCUUUAAGCCAGUUUCAUCAUCAUCUGGAAAGAAACGUAAGCCAGGCGAUUCCUUUCCUUGUGACCCAGUCAUUCAAAAUAGGAAAAGAAAUAUUUCAUUAUCAGGAGCUGCUGAUGCUGAUUCUGCUCAGCCCAAGCAAUCUUUUAAAGUCGGCGAAUCCAUCUGUAGAGUUGCGAGUCUACUCACUCGAUCUCCUCCGAUCCUCAAGUGUAGCAGUGAAAGGCUCCGUAAAGGCGUAGCUAAGGUGGAUCAGAUCAGUGAAAGAUCUACUUGGGUUGGUGGUGAUGUUUCUUCAAAAACUCCCGAACAAAGGAGAAAGAUAGUCAGUCAAACAGAGCACUCCUCGCCUGAUGAAAUGCUGGCCCAACUUUGCUUGGCUGCACGAGACCCAAUGAAAGGGUACAGUUUUCUGACUACCAUAAUUAGUUUCUUCUCUGAAUUCAGGAAUUCUGUUUGCCUUGAUCAUAAAAGUUCUUGGAAGCACAAAAUGUCUUCAGAGAAAGUUGGUGGUAAAAAGAAAAGAUCAGCCAACCCUAACACCGACUCCACCGAAUCAUAUACUUUUGACGACAUGCAAGACUCUUACUGGACUGACAGGAUUGUCCAAAUUGGUGCUGAAGAAGAACCAUUGGACAAAAGCAGGAAGAAAAGAGGAAGGCCGAGGAAAAAGAUGUCUAUGCUGACCAAUGGAGCUGACAAUUCUCAUCAGUGGAGUCCUGUAUUGGACAUUGUGCAGCGACAUCCUGAUGACAAUGCUGAACAGCCAGUUGAAAAAUCUUAUGAACUGCCAGUUGACAUUCCAGAGGGCAGCGUGGGUUCAAAUUCCAAGGAUUACAACUCACCAGCAGCGCUAAUAUUAAGCUUCUCUGAGUCUGAUGCAGAUUGUAUUCCUUCAGAAAAAAAACUGAAUAGUCUAUUUAGACACUUUGGGCCAUUGAAAGAAUCAGAAGCAGAAGUGCUGAAGACAAGCAACUGUGCUAGAGUGGUCUUCAAGAGGCGUACUGAUGCAGAAGUCGCUCUCAGUAGUGCAGGGAAAUUCAACAUUUUUGGACCAAUGCUUGUCAGCUACAGCCUGAUGUAUUUGCCGUCAGCACCAGCAAAAAUUCCAUCCUUGGCUUCAUCACUAGGCAUGGAAGAUAUGGCACCACAAGGCACAGAAGAUAUUGUACCACAGCAAUUAGAAUAUAUGGCACCCCAAGGCAUGGAAGGUAUGACAGCACAACACAUAGAAGAUGAGGCACCACAAGGUAUGGAAGACAUGGCUCCCGAAGGCACAGAAGAUAUGGCACAGCACAUAGAAGAUGUGGCACCACAAGACAUUGAAGAUAUGCCACCACAAGGCACAGAAGAUAUGGCACCACGGCACAUAGAAGAUAUGGCACAAGAAGGCAUAGAAGAUGUAGCACCACUGGGUAUGGAAGAUUUGGCCCCACAAGACACGGAAGAUAUAACACAGAACAUAGAAGAUGUGGCACCCCAAGACAUAGAAGAUAUGACCCCACAACAGAUAGAAAAUAUGGCAGCAGAAGGCAUAGCAGAUAUGGCACCAGAAAGCACGGAAGUUAUGGCACCACAGCACAUAGAAGAUCUGGUACCAGAAGGCGCAGAAGAUAUGGCACGACAGGGUACAGAAGAUGUGGCACCACAGGGUAUGGAUGAUGUGGCACCACAAAGCACAGAAGAUAUGGCACAUCACAUAGAAUAUGUGGCACCACAAGAUAUGGAAGAUAUGGCACCACAAGGCACAGAAGAUAUGGCACUACAGCACAUAGAAGAUAUGGCACCAGAAGGCAUGGAAGAUAUUGCACCAGAAUGCAUGAAAGAUAUGGCAGCGGAGCACAUAAAAGAUGUGGCACAAGAACGUAUGGAAGAUAUGGCGCCAGAAGGCACAGAAGAUAUGGAACCACAUUACGAAGAAGAUGUGGCACCACAACAGCUAGUAGAUAUGGCACCUGCAUGAGGCAACACAUCCUGAUCCUUCUCUUGCUGAAAGGCUGUUGCUUGAAGGUUUCAGGGCUUACCAACUGCAUUGCAGCAGUCUUGUCCUGGAAGGUGGGAGCCACGACUCUUCCUACUUAGGGUAUCCCUUCGGCAAGAAUUCAUCAAUCUGACAAUUUGAACCGUCCUGGUAUGUUUUGCUGUAGAUGGCAAGCAAAAGGCUGAUGGAUCAGUUCAUUAGGAGUCAUCUAAAAGGAAGUGUUGGCCCACCACCUUGUUCGUACAAGUUGCAUGUUCUGGUCCAUUAUGUAAAGUUGGUUCAAUGCCAGGGGGUCAGAUUCACCAUUCGAUGAGGUUGCUGUGGAUUCUGAUAGGACAAACUUAACCUCAAUUGCUUUCCUUCUAGUUUUCCGCAAAAAGAUGGUGCAACUCAACAAAGAUUACCAAUUGAAUGGUUGGGGAAACUUGGUUAUCCUGGUGCUUGCCUAGGUGUGAUCUAUUGAGGGGACCUUAUGGACAGUUGUCUUGCCAUUGCAUGUGAGCCUUAUGACUCAUGUCCUUGGUGCGUUUGAGACUCAAAUGGUGGUGGUAGAUGCAUGUAAAAUGUUGACGGACUACUGAGGGCGGUGAAAUGAGGGCAGCUGAAGAUGGUAACUUACUGUUAUGAUAAUCUGUUUAUCUGAGAUUUUUUCCUCCUACAGAAUACUUGUUUUCAGCAUGCUUUUGGGUUUGAGGCUGUUGGCUUCAUUGAGGUUACUGUAAAAUGAAUAUUCUCGAUCUUGCCUUUUUUUUUUUUAAAUGGAAUUUAGUCCCAAAAGUUCUCAUUAGGCUUAUAAUUUUUCCCUCUAUUUCUGGUUAUCAGUUGUGUUUAAUGCUCA
Messenger RNA from Macadamia integrifolia, 6128 nucleotides. RefSeq lists its product as uncharacterized. The transcript has 5 exons. Lineage: Eukaryota; Viridiplantae; Streptophyta; Magnoliopsida; Proteales; Proteaceae. Bases 146 to 5272 code for a protein of 1708 amino acids. The record is from RefSeq and is a predicted model, not a curated record.